AUCCGCAGUUUAGUAGAACAAGGCUCACGAGCCGAGGCGCGAUCUAUAAGGUUAACCUUAGAGGACCUUGCAAGAGAUGUACGCGUCGGUCUUGAGGGCGAGAGACGGCACCAAGCUGAGAUGAUAAAUCACGCUGAGAGAAUAAGAGGAGAUCAGCAGCGAAAUUCGAAGAAUUGGAGCUUCGAGAAACGGCAACAGCUUGCCGACAGUAUCGUGGAUUUACUCGAGGACAGAGCCCUGGGCUGGCUAGAGAAUGCACGCGGCAUGCACAAUCUAUCACGACAACCACAUCUCAAACCAGCUGUGGCAUUUUCACUUCUGACUAUUCCUUGUUUAGUCACAUACACAUCUGAAGAAGUAGCUUUGAACUCACGGUUUCUAGAGGACUGCUUCAACAGAGACAGAGUUCGCUUACCUGCCGAUUCGUUCAGUCCUGUCAUGGCCAGCCCAGAGAUUCUCAAGAACAUCAGUGAAUGGGCGAAAGCGCCCGCACCCAACUUACUAUGGCUCAAUGGCGAGCCUGUGCAAUGCGACGACUUCGACAAUCCGAUUACAAUGGUAGCUGCCAAAGUCAUUUUUCUGGCCGAGCAAUCGCAGACCCCCAUAAUAUCGCACUUUUGUGAACUUCGGCGGGGCCAGAAACUACGUUUUGGGAAUAACAGCAAAGAAGAACAAUCGUUGGUCGGUCUGGUCUACUCGAUUAUCAGGCAGUUGGUAGAGCUUUUACCGCCUAUGUUCGAAGCGUCCUCAGAUUUCUCGGCUGAAAAGUUCAAUUCCCUUGAUGGAACCAUCCAAUGUUGGCGCACAGCCCUUUCUGUAUUGACCAACCUUGCAAAUUCAAUGCCUGGUCCUGUCUUUUGCAUCAUAGAUGGGCUUCAUUGGUUGAACGAUACAAGUACAGACAACUGUCUCCCUGAGUUUAUCCGCGUCUUGCGAGGAGUUAGAUUGAAGGUGGUGCUCUCAACCACCAGAAGGUCAGUAGUUUUACGGAAUGAAAUACCAAGGUCGGAAACACUCUACAUA
Molecule: messenger RNA, 1023 nt
Organism: Colletotrichum navitas
Lineage: Eukaryota; Fungi; Ascomycota; Sordariomycetes; Glomerellales; Glomerellaceae
Exons: 2
Source: RefSeq, a predicted model, not a curated record